UGGACACAAAUAACUUGGGCUAAAUUUUUCUCAUUCGCCUUAGACGACUGGUUAAGAAUCGUCUCUCACUUAACUCUGAAGUCAAGAUGGGGUCAUUUGCUGUGAAAAGUGUGCUUUUCCUGCUAAUUUUUGGACUGAUAGCGUCCAAUGUUGUGGAUGGAAGCCGGCCAAUGCCAAAGAAGAACAAAAAUGGUAAGGAGAACCCUGAACACAGCAGUGAGAACAGCACCUACAAAGACUUCGUCCAAGAUGGUACUGUGAUUGGUAAAGAGGACCAUGAGCACGGCAGUAAGAACAGCACUUACAAGGACUACGACCAAGAUAACACGGAGGUUCGAGCAGUUGGCCCCCAGAUGGUUUUUAAUAAUCCUAACCAGCCAUGCUACACUCAGUUCUUUGUAGGUGUAGUUGGAGCCCCACCAAUAGGUCUGCGAGCUGGUCAGGUUAAUUUACGGUAUAUCUGCCAAACGUACCAUCACCAGACUUACUAUGCCACGAUGUUUGACGAGCAACGCGGUAUUGCUGUGUUUUCAGCCUAUACAUUGACACAAGCAAAUGUGAAUUUUCAUCCGAAUCGACGAGCAUGGUGGCGACGAACACAUGCAAACGAUGUCGCUCCACAAGGAAGUAGACAAAUAUAUCUACAUCAGCCAUAUGACAGGGGUCAUCUCGUACCAGGAGCAACUUACUCCAACACCGUAGACAGAUUUCGUUCCACUUUCGUGUACACCAACGCUGUACCACAACGCCCAUCUUUCAACAGAGGCUAUUGGGCCCGAUUUGAGGGGAGAAUUCGGGUUUAUGCUCAACAGUGCACGCAGGGACCUCAACCUGGAACUUUGUAUCUAAUAACCGGCACUGCAUUUGGUCACAUUCAGAACAACCCUCCGGGAUACAACCCACAAGUACACAUCAACAACCUGGGUCCAGCUGGAAAUUUCCCCGCUAUAAAUAUUCCUAACUCGAUGUGGACCGCUGGCUGCUGUGUGCAUCCAAACGGUGUCGAGAGCUUCGCAGUGAUUGGAAACAACCUGCAAAAGGUUCCCAAUCAACCUGAGGUAACUUUAACACAGCAAAUCACAGUGGCACGACUGCAACUGAUUCUUGCGGUUGAUGAAGAUAACCUAGGCCAACAUAUCAACGGACCAAAUGUCGACCUGUUCCCUGGAGAUGCCGAUUGCUCCAAAGUAAACAACAACCUGCCGGCUCUUCCUCCAUGGAAUGGACGCUAGGUCUGAAUAAAAGAAAAAAACAUAUAGCAUCAACAGUAAGAGAAUGUCUAUACUUAAAAAUACAAAUGCAAAUUAAUAAGAAACAAGGGAGUAAUGUGGCAUAAAAAGUCAAUAAAGACAACGAAAAAGAGAGAUUGAAAGUAA
Molecule: messenger RNA, 1376 nt
Organism: Orbicella faveolata
Lineage: Eukaryota; Metazoa; Cnidaria; Anthozoa; Scleractinia; Merulinidae
Molecular function (GO): metal ion binding; hydrolase activity; nucleic acid binding
Source: RefSeq, a predicted model, not a curated record